GGUAAAGAGGGGGAGUUGUGUGAAGGGACAGAGGAAGCAGGAGAGGAGGACAGACAGAGCCAAGGCAGACCCAGAGACCGAAGCAAGGAGACCAACAUGCGAGGGAUGAAUAAAGGCUUCGUGUGCCUCCUGCUCCUGUCCAUCGCGGCUGUCGCCAUCCCUGCCCCAGAAGACAGGAUCCGCCGCCAGGAUGAGGGUGAUGGAGCAGCUGAAACUCCAGAAGCCGUUCCUGGCAGCGAAGCCACACCAGCCCCAGGCGACUGUAGGGAGGUUCAGUACCCCUGCACCCGGGUGUAUUCGGUGCAGAAGCCAGUCAAGCAGUGCCUCAGCUACCUUUGUGUGACCAGCGUGAGACGCGUCUACAUGUUGAACAAGGAGAUUUGUACUCGUCUUAUGUGCAAGGAGCACGAGGUGAUCCUCGACGAGAAGUGUCGACAGAAGGCAGGACUCCCACCAAGACGCUUCCAGCCCCCCGAAACCACGGACGUGAAGCCAACCCCCGAAGAAGGAGCUUAAACCAAGGAGAUAUUUGCACCCCCCAAUUCCCACACGUCUAUAGUGCACCUCGAUAUCCCAGAAACCUUGCUCUAGAAAUACAGGCAACAAUUUAGGUCGUCCCCAUCCCAGGUACACUCCCCACCAUCUAUUUUUUUCACUACUCCGUUUUCGCUCUUUCACCGCCCCUCGUGUGACCCUUCCUUGGUGCUGUUAUGGAUCUGUUCAACCCCCAAUCCCCCCCCCACCGUGGUUCAAGGACCCUGAUGCCCAAGGGGCAACCGAAGCUGGCGUGGCCAGGGUAGAAGUUGGCACCAACGCAGACGUAGCUCCAGUUCCUCUGCUCCACUUCUUUGUAUUGUUUCAUGUGUGGAUCUGUAACUCAGCAAAACGAAUUACAAUAUAAACCAAUUUUAUAAUCCUAAUUGGACGCUCUGCCCAUUAAUAUCCCUUAAACGUGUUCUGUCUUGUACCGAUAUAUCCUAUUUCCAUUAUAUACAUAUAUGUACCAA
Messenger RNA from Spea bombifrons (plains spadefoot toad), 1007 nucleotides. It is a transcript of the gene MFAP5, whose product is annotated as microfibril associated protein 5. The record is from RefSeq and is a predicted model, not a curated record. The transcript is spliced from 8 exons. The coding region runs from base 97 to 516 and encodes 139 amino acids. Gene Ontology annotation, biological process: embryonic eye morphogenesis. NCBI's taxonomy places the organism in Eukaryota, Metazoa, Chordata, Amphibia, Anura, Pelobatidae. Gene Ontology annotation, cellular component: microfibril.